Molecule: messenger RNA, 2605 nt
Organism: Cyprinus carpio (common carp)
Lineage: Eukaryota; Metazoa; Chordata; Actinopteri; Cypriniformes; Cyprinidae
Product: ubiquitin carboxyl-terminal hydrolase MINDY-1-like
Biological process (GO): protein K48-linked deubiquitination
Cellular component (GO): cytosol; cell periphery
Molecular function (GO): cysteine-type deubiquitinase activity; cysteine-type carboxypeptidase activity; K48-linked deubiquitinase activity
Source: RefSeq, a predicted model, not a curated record
AGCUAUAAAGAGUAAAUUAGCUUCCGACUUGACGUCACUGUUUACAAACACAGGCACCGGAAGUGAGACACGGGCACAAACAAGAUUACGGAAAGAGUGGCGAGGAAGAGAGAGACGUGCGCUGUAUCAGCCGGACGGGGAGACAGAAAAACCUGUAGAUUUCAGCCACACACCUUCACUGGAUUACUGGAUUUUACAGUCUGUGUUUAAGGGCAAAGAAGACCGUUUUAAAGAGCUGCAGAAAGAUCGCUUUGAGUUUGUGAAAUUCAAGAUAUGAGGUCAGAAAGCCUUCUUAACCUCCAGAGCGUCACUCUUCAGUGAUCAGAAAGCCUCGCUGUGACUCAGCUGUUCCCAGAAUUAGGCAACUCCAAAACAACACGACUAGACAGAGGUGUGCUGAAAAACUGCCCCUUUAACAGUGUCCUCCUCUGCAUACUAGUGAAGGAUGUGGCGUGAAAGCAAGUUUUUAACUUAAGAAGGAAUUGAUGUAAUAUAUCUGGCUUUUUGGUGUAAGCGAUUGCUUUUAAAAGACUGACACGCGCAGAAACUAAAACUCAGAAAUAUGAACACCUGAUCUCACCUGUCAGGUCAUGGCAGAUUCUUGCCCAGACACCGUUGAUGGUGAGAUAAUAGGCAUUUCUGAGGGACAGCAGUUAAACACAACCAAAAAUGAGGACUUUGAUGCUGCUAGACCACACGACAAGGAAGUCAUCCAAAGAGAGGGUGUCACCAACGAUGAGCAAUCCUCACACCUUAUGAAAGAUGACCUUAUAACAUGCAAAAAUCCUCCAACAACCACAGCUUCUCUUGAAGACGGAGUUAACGCAACUCUGUCUGCGACCAGUAAAAGCCAAGACAAAACCGAUGAAUCGGAGAUCAUCAAUAGCCAAUCCUACACGCCCAGCCAAUCAGAGGUGACGCCCACUUUCUCCAUGGCCAGUCUGGAGCUCUCCGAGGAGACUAAUGGGAUUCCUCCUGAAAUACCUUUGAUUUCAUCCAAAUCUGCUGAGGAUGGCAACCAAGUCCCCUCUCAGGGGAGCGGAGGGGCCUGUGUAGGGGCUGCGAGGGCAUCAGAGCCUAGCAUGCCGGCAUAUUAUUUUGUCAAGUGGAUAACCUGGAAAGAGAAGAAGACGGCUAUUAUCACACAGAGCGAGAACGGACCCUGCCCCCUGAUUGCCAUCAUGAACAUCCUGUUGUUGCGGUGGAAGGUGAAGUUACCGGCUCAGACUGAAGUGGUCACCACUGAAGAGCUGAUGGCUCACCUUGGUGAAUGUGUGCUGUCCAUCAAACCGCGGGAGAGAGCAGAGGGCAUGGAGCUCAAUUUCCAGCAGAACAUGAGCGACGCGAUGGCUGUGCUGCCAAAGUUGUCCACGGGCCUCGAUGUUAAUGUGCGUUUUACAGGUGUGUCGGAUUUUGAGUACACACCUGAAUGCAUCGUCUUUGAUCUGCUUGACAUUCCUCUCUACCACGGCUGGCUUGUCGACCCACAGAGUCCUGAGGUGGUGUCUGCAGUGGGCAAACUCAGCUACAACCAACUGGUGGAGAAGAUCAUAGAGUUCAAGCACUCCACAGAUACCAGUCAAGUCAGCGAAGGUUUGAUAGCAGAGCAGUUUUUGGAGUCCACAGCAACCCAGCUGUCAUAUCACGGCCUGUGUGAGCUCAACACGACAGCCAAGGAGGGCGAACUGUCUGGGUUUUUCAGGAACAACCACUUCAGCACUAUGAUUAAGCACAAGGGUCACCUUUACCUGCUGGUCACAGAUCAGGGUUUCCUGCAGGAGGAGAGCGUCGUGUGGGAGAGUCUCCAUAAUGUGGAGGGGGAUGGGAAUUUCUGUGACUCAGACUUCAGAUUGUGCCACCCUUCCCAGAAACCCACAGGAGCCAGCCAGCCCUCUGCACAACAACAGCAGCAAAUGCAGAUCGACCAGGACUACCUGGUGGCGAUGUCCCUGCAGCAGCAGCAGGGUGACGCUCCCGGACCCAUGAGUGAUCUUGAGCUGGCCAGACAGCUACAGCAGGAGGAGUACCAGCAGCCACAGACACAACAGCACCAGCCCUCAGCAGGACAGAUGAGAGGUCAGGCCGCACCUCAGCAAGGAGGACAGAGGCGCCGGGAAAAGAAGGACGACUCGGAUUGUUGUAUUCUUUAAGCCAGACUCUGAAAGCCAGUUCAGCUUCAGUUACCACUACUGAAACAAAGGACUUCACUCUUAGCAGACCCGUCGUCCCAUUGCCAAGCCUGCCUUUACAGUACAGUUGAUCCCCUUGUUUUUGCCUUUCCUUUAUCCGUGUGGUUGGAACUGUUGCUCAUCAUUGUCUACUGGACCAAAUAAAGGUAGCAAUUGUUUCUAAGAAUUAAUGAGCAUUUGUUUGAGUGCUACUGUGGAGCUCCUAACUAUGCCAUUAAAGAUUGAAGACUGUAAUGGUAAAUAAUCAGGUAUUGUAAUAAGAAUUUAAUAUUACACUGAAAUACUACUGUCUCAAGUUGAUUUGUACAUACUGGUUAUUGGCUUGUCAUCCAAAGUGAUACACAGUACACUACAUACACAGGACUCUGGAUCUUGUAAGCUGAGCUAAUAAAAGCCACCUAUGUGUUAACAGGAAA